UCAUUUUAAAUUUUAAGGACACAAUGGCGCUGCGCAUAAAAAGCAACCGCAACGACUCGAGAGAUUUAUUUCAAAGGCGACCAACGGAGCCGCCGCCGCCGCCGCCUUUGCCCAAGACGCCGACCACAAACGGAUUAGAGAAGCAGCCGCAGCCGCAGCCGCAGCAAAUCAAUAAGUCAACUGCUCCUGCUUCCGGUCCAUCGCAGUCGCCAUCACCGUCGCCGUCGCCAUCUCGGCAGCAACAGCCAAAGCCACAGCCACAGACACAGCAGAGAACUGUGGUCCGGGUGGCGCCCUUUAACAAGAGCAGCGAGGUGCAUCGCCUGAAAAUCUCGCACAGCGAACAGGAUGCCCACCCUCUGCAGCUGGAGCACAAUGUCACGAUGCGCUGCCACUCCCCGCAUGCGGAGUCGGACGUGGCGCCCAAGAAGACAUCGAUACUGAUUAACGGCGACGAUUGCUACUCUACCAUGAAUCUCAGCGCCGAUGCCGCCCAGCCGCUCUACCAGUCCUCCGUGGUGGUCAACAGCCAGACGGCGAACAGCGUCUGCAUCAGCGUGAGCAGCGCCGAGGAGCAGCUCAUCCAGCAGCACAAUCUGCUCAACACGCUACGCAGCCAGCAUGCCAAUCUGGCUGCCAUUAUACCGAUCAGGAGCAGCAAUACCAGCGAAGUGAAUCUGCAGCGUUCCGCUUCAUGCAUCUCAUCCACGUCGAGCAGCUCGACGUCGAGCAGCAGCAGCUCGAGUGGACGCGGUCGCACCUUGAUUAGGCUGGACUAUGACAAGGAGCUGGCCACAGCCGGCAGCAGGCAUUCAGCUACCACGACCACGCCCAUCAAUACGCCUUCGCCGCCAGCUAUUUGCUCAACGCCGGCCACUCCACCGCCGCCGUCUCCUUCAGCGAGCGCUGCUCUGGUGCCGCACGAGACGGAGCUGCUUAAGAUUCUACGAAAUCCCGUGGAGGCUGUCAAACGGAAUCUCGUGCCGCAUGUCUGCGGCCUGCGGCUGCCCGCAACGGAUGCCCUGCGCAGCAAGAAAAUGCAGGAGACGCCAACAGCUGCCACGUCCACCAAGGAGGCAGCGCCGAGCAGUGGCUUCAUAGCCAAGCUCUUGCAGGAUCCGAUGCUGAGCCAGGUGGCCGAUGGCCUGGAGACGGACACUGUGGCAGAGCUGAUCGAAAACUCGCUGGAGCGACUGCAGCGAACGCGCGAAGGCAUCGACAUGAGCGGCACCAAAGAUCACGAGGACAUGAACCGGCUGAUCAACGUCUCGUUGCAGCGCGUGCGCCAGGAGCGACAGCCGGCAGCGGCCUCGACGACGGCGACACCAACGACGACUCAGACGACGACGGCGACGACAACGACCGCGACGACCAAAGAGGAGGAUCGUCUGUCCAAUCGGGGCAGCAUCAGUUCCGCCAACAGCUUCGCCUCCGCCCACAACUACGAGCUGUUCGACUUUGAGGCGGCGGCCAAUGAGUCCGAUUGCUAUCAGAGCUGCUCGAGCGAGAUGACAGCCUCAGGCGUGUUGGAGGAGGUGGCGGCCGAGGCAGAGCCGGCAACAGACUCCGAUGUGGAUGCCUCGACACGCGCCAAGUUCUAUCAACUUCUGGUGGACGCGACUCUCGCGGAGAUCGAGCACAGCACGCACACAGAGGCCGAGCAUCACUAUGAAUCCAUCAGGCAUCAUGGCGAUCCCAUUUAUGAGGAGAUCAACGAAGUGCCACCGCCUUUGCCCCUCACCGCACCCCCUCUGAACGAUGCCGAGCUGGAUAAGAAGGCGGCGCGCUCCAUCUUUGAGGGCGCCUCCAAAUACGACAUACUCUCCUACCUGGUCGACGCCAAGGAGCGCGGGCUGGUGCGCGAGGAGAGCUUCGACUACAGCAACAAUCCGAAGAUCAUCGAAGAGGAGGCAAGCGACACGCUCAGCGAGCUGGAGAAGCGCGUCAGCUGCGACGAUAGCCACAGCAACAUGAGCUCCUUGUCACCGCCGCCGCACAACUUCAUCUGCGGCAAGAGCGGCAGCGAUGUGGAGCGCCAGGACUCGGGCGUUGGCUCCGAGACAAGCAAGUCCUCGCGCAGCAAAUACCAGCCGGCUGUGAGUCCCUUGCACCUAUGCGAGGACUGCGACGGACCUGUGGAGACGCAGCUGAGCGAGGCGGGCGUCCUCUACGCACCGCUCGUGUGCCGCAAGUGCGGCAAGAAGCGGGUGGAGCGCAAGGAGAUUAUCACCGAGAUUGUGGAGACGGAGGAGAAAUAUGGCCGCGACUUGCAAAUCAUACUGGAGGAGUUCUGCCAGCCAAUGCUGGUGGCCGGUCUGCUCACCCAGGAGCAGCUCUCUGCAAUCUUCCUCAAUACGGAAGACUUGCUCGAGAACAAUCAGACGCUGGCCGAGCGUAUGCGAGACGCCCUGGACAUUGCUCUGGAGCAGGGCGACGAUGAUCUCCUGACGGUCAACAUUGGGCGCAUCUUUCUGGACUUUACCCAAAUGCUGCACGCCUUCGAGAGCUAUUGCGUGCGACAGGCGGGCGCCAGCCUGCUGCUGGCCAAUCUCGAGAAGGAGAAGGAGCUGCUGCGCAUCUUCCUGAAGGUCUCUCAAAUGGAGAACGCCGUGCUGCGUCGCAUGAAUCUCAACUCGUUUCUGAUGGUGCCCGUACAGCGUGUCACCAAGUAUCCAUUGCUGCUGGCGCGUUUGUACAAGGUGACGCCCGCACACCUGGAUGGACGUGAGCUGUUGAAACAGGCGCAGGAGAAAAUUGAAUUGCAUUUGAAUCACAUCAACCAGGAGGCCAAGGAUGUGCCCACCAAGCUCUGGCGCCGCAUCAGCUCCUCGAGCCCCAAUCGGCGUGCCUCCUGCGAAAUUGAUAUGAUAAACAUCAAGCUGCGCAAAAUGGCCAUCGACAUACUCGAGUGGAAUCACGAUGAGGUCCGCUUCGCCAUGGAGGGCAAGCUCCUCUACACGCAGCCCACCGACAGCAACUGGAAGAAGGCGCGCACCAUCAAACUGACCCCAGUGAAUGCGCUGCUCGUGACCAAUGGCAAGCCAAGUACCAAUUAUAGGGCAGAGAAGGCCAUGUCGGAUAAACUGAAUUUCCCGAAGCACAAUGGCAUUCGGGAGGCCUCGCUGCUGAUGGUGAAGGAGAAGUGCGGACGGUACACGCUGACACGGGAGCCGUUGUAUCUGGACAGAUGUGUUGUGUGCAGCGAAGCGGAUUGGGAUGAUUAUUUCGAAGUGCAGGAAAUUUCAUCGAAGGACACAUUCAUAUUCAAAGCUGAGGAUGGCCUACGCACUAAGCAGUGGUACACACAGCUGCAAUAUCACGCCCAAGGCAUGGGGGCGUGGCGCAAGCGGCGCAACGCUUUGGCCAACAUAAUGAUCAACGGAAUGCUCACGCGCACUUAGCCAACAACAACAGCAACAACAACAAUUUGGAAAUUGGCAUUUAAUGUGUAUUCGAUGCAUUACUAUUAACCAGCAAUUGAAUAAUUAUAGUUUAAGUGAUAUAUAUAUAUACAUAUACAAAUUUAUAUACAAUUUAACCAUAGUGUUUACAACAAAUACACCUACACAGAG
Drosophila arizonae is the source of this 3572-nucleotide messenger RNA. It is a transcript of the gene RhoGEF64C, whose product is annotated as Rho guanine nucleotide exchange factor at 64C. Gene Ontology annotation, molecular function: guanyl-nucleotide exchange factor activity. Lineage: Eukaryota; Metazoa; Arthropoda; Insecta; Diptera; Drosophilidae. The record is from RefSeq and is a predicted model, not a curated record. Gene Ontology annotation, biological process: positive regulation of Rho protein signal transduction.